UCCUCCCCCUCCCCCUCCCCCUCUGCCUCCCCCAACCUUCUUCCCAUCACCAAGAAACAUUCCGUUCCAUCCUCCUCCACCGACUUCAGUGUCUGGUAUUCGCUUCACAACUCUUCAACAAUGGCAGCUCAGAGGACUUCUUCACUUGUAUCACCGGCAACCAUAACUAUCUCUUCCGGUGGCAAGGGUGAAGGAGUUACCAAUCGCAGAAGUAUGGGACCAAGCAGCCCUGCCACCGGCCGGUCUUUCUCCACAACCAACCCCACCUCCCCAAUCUCAGGUAAACUUUCGAGUGGCGGCGGAAGAAGGUAUAGCACUGCUGAGGAAGCCGAGAGCACAGAAUUCGUCCGCUACACCGUCCAAAUCCCAGCCACUCCUGAUCACCAUCUUUCUUCCGUUGCACCGGAAUCAGUCCCAUUCCCAGAAAGAAGCUACAUUUCCGGCACCCUGUUCACAGGAGGCUUCAACUGCAUCACUCGUGGCCAUGUCAUUAAUUCUUCUGCAGACAGCCCCCGAGUUCUCAAUCAUGCUGGAGUCCUCUGCAGGACGAUUGGAUGCGACGGCGAGCCUUUCUUCGACAGAUCGAAGCAACCCCCUUGUGAAUGUGGGUUUACGAUCUGUAAAGAUUGCUACUUGGAAUGCAAUAGUAAUGGAGGGAAGUGCCCUGGGUGUAAAGAGCCGUACAGGCUGAGUGAAGAGGAGGAUUUAGAAUCUGAAACAGAAGGAUGUCUUCCGUUGACAUCCAUGGCGGAUUUUGGCAUGGGUCGAAGACUGUCGAUGAUGAAGUCAGUGAAGGGCCCCGCAGAUUUUGACCAUAAUCGAUGGCUAUUUGAGACAAAGGGAACUUAUGGGUACGGGAAUGCGGUGUGGCCCAAGGAUGGGAAUGGAGAUGGAGGCGGAGCAGGAGGGUUUAAGGGAUUUGAAGAGCCGCCCAAUUUUAGUGCCAGGAACAGGAGACCGCUCACGAGGAAGGUUUGCGUUUCUCAGGCCAUCAUCAGCCCAUAUAGAUUGCUGAUCGUGAUCCGCCUGGUAGCCCUGGGCUUCUUCCUGGCAUGGCGAAUUCGCCACCCAAACAACGACGCAAUCUGGCUCUGGGCCAUGUCCAUCACCUGCGAGCUCUGGUUCGCCUUCUCUUGGCUCCUCGACCAGCUCCCCAAGCUCUGCCCUGUAAAUAGGGCCACCGACCUCUCUGUUCUCAAAGAAAGAUUUGAAUCGCCGAGCCUUCGCAAUCCCAAAGGAAGAUCUGAUCUCCCAGGAAUCGAUGUCUUCGUUUCUACCGCAGAUCCUGAGAAAGAACCUCCAUUAGUCACGGCGAAUACUGUUCUCUCCAUCCUUGCCGUCAACUACCCUGUCGAGAAGCUUGCCUGCUACGUCUCUGAUGACGGCGGCUCCCUCCUCACUUUCGAAGCUCUUGCAGAGACUGCAAGCUUUGCGAAAGUUUGGGUUCCGUUUUGCAGAAAGCAUGAGAUUGAGCCAAGGAACCCAGAGGCCUAUUUCAGCCAGACAAGAGACUUCCUCAAGAACAAAGUAAGGCAUGAUUUUGUGAGGGAGAGAAGGAGAGUAAAAAGAGAGUAUGAUGAGUUCAAGGUUAGAAUCAAUUCUCUUCCAGAUUCCAUAAGACGGAGAUCUGAUGCCUAUAAUGCUCACGAGGAGCUGCGGGCUAAGAAGAAGCAUGAAGAGAUGGGAGAACGUCUCACCGAACCAGUUAAAGUCCCGAAGGCUAUCUGGAUGAGUGAUGGUUCUCACUGGCCUGGAACCUGGUCAUCAGCAGAAACGGAACAUUCAAGAGGCGAUCAUGCAGGAAUCAUUCAGGCAAUGCUUGCUCCGCCAAACUCUGAACCACUGACGGGCACCGAGGCGAAUGAAAAUGGCCUCAUAAAUACCACAACGGUUGAUAUCCGUCUACCAAUGCUGGUUUACGUUUCGCGGGAGAAGAGGCCGGGGUAUGAUCACAACAAGAAGGCUGGAGCCAUGAAUGCUCUGGUUCGAACCAGUGCAAUCAUGUCUAAUGGUCCAUUCAUCUUAAAUUUAGAUUGUGAUCACUACAUUUACAACUCCCAGGCUAUGAGAGAAGGAAUGUGCUUCAUGCUUGACAGCGGAGGCGAUCGUGUUUGCUUUGUUCAGUUUCCCCAGAGGUUCGAAGGAAUCGACCCUAAUGACCGGUAUGCAAAUCAUAAUUUGGUAUUCUUUGAUGUUACUAUGAGAGCCAUGGAUGGCUUGCAAGGUCCUAUGUAUGUUGGCACUGGAUGCAUUUUUCGUCGGACAGCGCUUUAUGGGUUUAGUCCUCCUAGAGCCACAGAGCACCGUGGCUGGCUCGGGAGAAGGAAGAUUAAGCUUUUUCUCAGGAAACCAACAAUGGGUAAGAAGACUGACCGGGUUGAAGCUGAGAACAACGAAGAAGAAGAGGAUGAUGAUAUUGAGUCCUCCUCCCUUCUGCCGAAGAAGUUCGGUAAUUCAGCAAUUCUCACAGCAUCAAUCCCAGUAGCAGAGUAUCAGGGGAGGCUGCUUCAAGACUUGUCUGGAGUUCAUCAAGGUAGGCCUGCAGGCUCCUUGGCAGUGCCCCGUGAACCCCUUGAUGCCUCCACUGUUGCAGAGGCCAUCUCAGUGAUAUCCUGCUUUUACGAAGAAAAAACUGAGUGGGGAAGACGAGUAGGAUGGAUUUAUGGUUCUGUGACAGAGGAUGUUGUUACCGGUUACAGAAUGCAUAACAGAGGAUGGAGAUCAGUGUACUGCGUCACUAAAAAGGAUGCAUUUAGGGGAACAGCACCAAUUAACCUGACUGACAGACUACACCAGGUUCUCCGUUGGGCUACUGGUUCAGUUGAGAUCUUCUUCUCAAGAAACAAUGCACUGUUUGCAUCGAGGAGGAUGAAGCUUCUUCAAAGGGUGUCCUACUUCAAUGCAGGAAUGUAUCCCUUCACUUCCAUUUUUCUGCUCGUAUACUGUAUUCUUCCAGCAGUAUCCCUCUUCUCAGGGCAGUUCAUUGUCAAGUCAUUGAAUGUUCCUUUCCUCAUAUUUCUAUUGGUGAUCACCAUCACUCUCUGCCUGCUUGCUUUGCUGGAGAUCAAGUGGUCAGGAAUUACACUCCAUGAAUGGUGGCGAAACGAGCAGUUCUGGGUCAUUGGAGGGACCAGCGCACACCCUGCAGCUGUGCUUCAAGGGCUUCUGAAGGUUAUUGCUGGAGUUGACAUCUCUUUUACUCUGACUACAAAGCCAGCAAGUGAUGAAAACGAUGAUGAGUUUGCAGAGUUGUACUUGGUAAAGUGGAGCUUUUUGAUGGUGCCGCCAAUCACGAUCAUGAUGGUUAACAUGAUUGCCAUAGCGGUUGGGUUUGUGAGGACUGUUUACAGCGAGUUUCCUCGAUGGAGUAAGCUACUUGGGGGUUCUUUCUUUAGUUUCUGGGUGCUUUGUCAUUUGUAUCCUUUUGCUAAGGGGUUGAUGGGAAGGAGGGGGAAGAUGCCAACAAUCGUUUUCGUCUGGUCAGGGUUGAUCUCAAUUGUGCUUUCACUUAUGUGGGUUUAUAUCAGCCCUCCAGCAGGAGGAAAGAACGAGUACAUGAACUUUUAGUUUCCUUGAAGAAUGAAUGAUGAAGAUAAAUAGAGCUAUCAGCUUUUUUUCCGUGCUAGCAGUAACACAUAUGUAAUGAACAUUUGAGAUUGUUUGUUCGUGCGAAGUAGUAGUAAUACAUGUUAGAGCCUUUUCAUGUAAUGAAUCCUGUAACUUGCAUGAAUUUAGGCUCUAAAACAAUUGGUUGAAUGAUGAAGAUAAAUAGUUCCUUUUUUUAUUU
Molecule: messenger RNA, 3787 nt
Organism: Phalaenopsis equestris
Lineage: Eukaryota; Viridiplantae; Streptophyta; Magnoliopsida; Asparagales; Orchidaceae
Product: cellulose synthase-like protein D5
Exons: 3
Coding region: 121-3567 (1148 amino acids)
Biological process (GO): plant-type primary cell wall biogenesis; cellulose biosynthetic process
Cellular component (GO): plasma membrane; trans-Golgi network
Molecular function (GO): cellulose synthase (UDP-forming) activity; mannan synthase activity
Source: RefSeq, a predicted model, not a curated record